CCCACAUUUGCACAUCUGCGCUCUGUCGUCGACACCAUGAAGCAUGUCGUGGUCUUGGGCGGUGGCAUCUCUGGGUUGUCCUUGGUGCACCAGCUACGUAAGCACCUACCUGCGGCUGUACGCAUCGAGCUCAUAGAAUCGAGCAGUCGCGUCGGAGGAUGGAUCAAGACGAAGCACACCCCUCCGUUUCUGUUUGAAGCGGGGCCGCGCGGGUUCCGUCCAAGCCGCAAUGGUGCUGAAAUGCUGCGUUUGGUCGAAGAACUAGGGCUGCAAGACCAAUGCAUCCCGUCCUCGGGCAACAGUCGGUAUAUCUUCACCCACGGGAAAAUCCAGAAAGCGCCUUCGACUAUCCUCGAGUUCCUGCAGUGGCCGUUGGCAUGGGACGUACUUCAAGCCGUUUUGCGUGAACUCGUAGUGCCCAAGACUACGGUGUGUUCCCAUACUCAGCAUACAUGACCAUCGCAUGUUUCCAUCUCACGUGCAAGCAGGCGUCGGACGAAUCCAUCUAUGACUUUAUUUCAAGACGCUUUUCCCCCGUGGUGGCCAACAGGUUGCUGGAUCCGAUGGUAUCGGGCAUCUUUGGCGGCAACAUCCGACAUCUGUCGAUGCGGUCGUGCUUUGGACUGCUGUGGGACAUGGAACAAUCUCACGGCUCGAUCGUCCGCGCGAUGCUCUUCGGCAGCCCCCCCAAGUCCACCACACUUCUCGACGGCACCGCACACUCUUCCUUUGUAAAAACCGGCAGUAAAGCCAUGAGUAUGAGUUUCACCCACGGCAUGCAAACCUUCACCGACGCCCUCGCGGCUCACAUCGAGGCCACGCCACACACGGACAUUCGCUUCAACACGACCGUGGAAUCCCUUUCUCCGUCCUCGGCAGGGACUACCCAGCAUGGCAGCGGGGUUGUUGUCCGCGUUCGCGACGCAGGAGCGUCCGCCGCCGAGACGAUCGUGGCCGACCACGUAUUUUCCGCCCUUCCCGCGCCUCGGUUGGCGCCAUUGGUGCAGUCCGUCGCCCCGUCGGCGGCCGCGGCGCUGUCCCGGCUCCCGUUCACGUCGUUGGGGGUCGUCACCCUCGGUUUCCAUCGGAACUUGAUUCAACACCCCGGCUUUGGCUACCUCGUGCCCACGUGCGAAAACCAGGGCAUCCUGGGGGUCAUCUACGACUCGUGUUCGUUUCCCCAGCAAAACUUUGACCAGACCAAUAACAUCACCCGACUGAGUGUGUUCGUCGGGGGGGAAAACCAUCCCGCGGUGGCGGCGAUGCCGAGGGCGAAGCGGGAGGCGCUGGCCCUCGAGACCGUCCAGCGCCAUUUGGGCGUGACGGACGCCCCCGUCCACGUCGAAAGCACAUGGUACGAACACGCAAUCCCCCAGUACCCCGUGGGGUAUCACGCCGACGUGGCGUCGUUGGAGGCAGACCUCGCCGAAGCGUUUCACGCGUCGCUUACUGUGGUCGGCAACAGCUUUUACGGCGUGGGGCUGUCGGAUUGUGUGCACAAGAGCACGUCAGUUGCCCUCGACUUUGCCGCGUUGCAUCGCACAAAUGCGGGGGGGUCGCUAUGAUGUAGCGCUAGGCCUCGUGCACACGUAGCUGAACGUGACACCAUGUGUACAUGUGACCAAUAGAAACAGUUUUUACGUG
This is a messenger RNA of Aphanomyces astaci, 1644 nucleotides long. Its product is annotated as protoporphyrinogen oxidase, variant. Lineage: Eukaryota; Oomycota; Saprolegniomycetes; Saprolegniales; Verrucalvaceae. The record is from RefSeq and is a predicted model, not a curated record. The transcript has 3 exons. Bases 453 to 1565 code for a protein of 370 amino acids. Gene Ontology annotation, cellular component: mitochondrial inner membrane. Gene Ontology annotation, molecular function: protoporphyrinogen oxidase activity, oxygen as acceptor. Gene Ontology annotation, biological process: heme biosynthetic process.